AUCAGUCUUUCAUAUUGUCUUUUGUGCCGAGUCAGCCAUACUAACCGGGUCAAGGAUAAGAUAUAAGAUAAUGACGUUUCCAAACAGGACCCAACCGUGAUGUGUGACCUUCAAGUAAACGCUGCUUCUUUUCUGAUAUAAAUAAUAGUCCAUCCUUCAUUGACAGUUACGACCGUCUCUCUUCUCCAACGAUCUUCUUAAACGCUUUCUGGUAAGCUCAUUUUCUCUCUCUCUCGUUGACAAUAAUUUUCGACGCGAUCAUCCCAACAAUGGCGCCUGUUCGUGUUCUCUUAGUAUCUGAGGUAGCAAUGAAGCCAGGAGGAGGAUCAGGAUUGAAUCCGGAAGCAGCAGCUUACGCGCCAUUCUCCAAAAGAGACGUCGGUGAUUCUACGCAUCCCAAUGUAGCUGAUGGUUAUGGAGUCGAAGGGAAGGAUAGUUCUCAAACGUGCAUGCCAAAGACGGCAACAUCCUCCGAGAAGCAGGUUACGGAUGAGGACUUAGAGAUGGACAUUGACACUUUGUUUCUUUCAGAAACAUUCUCUGAUUUGUCGUAUGAGUCUAUCAUUGGUGUGUACUUGGCCAACGAUCGCGAUCUGGAUGCUACUAUCGAAAUGCUGAAUGACCUCGAGAUUUUGAGUAAUGAAGCCGAGGAAUACCUCCCGGACACAGUACUGGACAUUGGAGAUGUACCUGAAACCAUCGACCCUUCAACCUCAUCAGCUUCAAAGCGAACGAAUGAGAGUACUGAAGCAAGUACAUCAACAUCCUCCCCUACCCCAAACGCUCCCUCCUCCUGAUUUGAUGAAUCUUUAAAAUGUGAAGUUUUAAAAAAAGAAGCAUUCUUGCAAUGGAUGAUGAUAUGAGGUCGAUGGGUUAUCUUAGGAGAUCUCUUUUUUAUAUUUUCCUGCCCCGAUGCUCUGUUACAUUGGAGAUUGAGAGAGAGCGAGAGUACAAUGUAUAGAUUUUUGAAAAUAUAGAGAAUCAUUAGCCUAUCCUCUCUGUUCUUUGGCCAUUGUUUUUGCUCAGUGCCCCUCUCAAUAUCAUCAAUAUCAAUAUCUUCUCUUCACCACAUGUAUGACUAUGACUUAUG
This is a messenger RNA of Raphanus sativus (radish), 1090 nucleotides long. Its product is annotated as polyadenylate-binding protein-interacting protein 6. Bases 270 to 797 code for a protein of 175 amino acids. The record is from RefSeq and is a predicted model, not a curated record. The transcript is spliced from 3 exons. NCBI's taxonomy places the organism in Eukaryota, Viridiplantae, Streptophyta, Magnoliopsida, Brassicales, Brassicaceae.